AUGAAGACGAUCAAAGAGUUUUUCUUGAGGCACUACUAUUCUCUUUGGUUGUCACCAUCACUAUCACCACCGUCACACAUGGAUCUCAACUACUUAGUAUUCAAUUCGGGAUCAAGCAAGAGGAGGCAGAGCCAAAUGAUGAAUUCUAACGCCGUAAAGAAUCACGGAAACAGCGACGUUGCCACAAAACGAAGGAAGAUCAACGAAGAGGAGGGGAGAGGCGAGUCAUCCUCGAUUUUCUCGUUCGUGUGCGAAAUCUGCAUUGACAUUAAAACCGAAGCGGAAAAUUUCUCUAUAACCGGUUGCAGCCACUCAUAUUGUAUGGAUUACGUGGUGAAGUACGUUGGUUCUAGACUUGACGACAACGUGAUUAAUAUCCGGUGUCCGGUGCCCUGGUGUGGUGGUUUCUUGGAACCCGAGGGUUGCCGCGAGGUUCUGCCAAGGAUGGUUUUGGAUCGGUGGGAGAAGUCAUUAUGUGAAGCUGCUGUUGUUGAGAACGAGAGCGAGAGAUUCAUGUAUUGCCCCUUCAAGGACUGCUCUGCCCUUAUGAUCGUGGAUGAUGAUUCACUGACGGAAUCAAAAUGCCCUAGCUGUAAUAGGCAGAUCUGCGUCACGUGUGAGGCAGUUUGGCAUCAUGGGAUGAUGUGCGAGGAAUUUGGGAGGACAGAGAAUGAAGAUAGAGUGGUGAUGGAGGUAGCGGCCAGGAACCGGUGGAAGAGGUGCCCAAACUGCAGGUUCUUUGUUGAGAAAAAACAUUUCACGUGCGGUAAAAUCCGUUGCAAGUGUGGAUAUUCGUUCUGUUACCACUGUGGAAAGAGUUGGGAUUCCUGUUACCGCUCUAUCUUCUGGGCUUUGGCGGAUGGUACCGUGAACGUAUUUAAAGUGACUCCGCCUAAACCAAAGAAAAAAAAAGUGACUUCGCAUAAAAGGGAGUAG
Arachis ipaensis is the source of this 936-nucleotide messenger RNA. The record is from RefSeq and is a predicted model, not a curated record. NCBI's taxonomy places the organism in Eukaryota, Viridiplantae, Streptophyta, Magnoliopsida, Fabales, Fabaceae.